This is a messenger RNA of Babesia microti strain RI, 915 nucleotides long. Its product is annotated as nucleosome assembly protein 1-like 1. Gene Ontology annotation, cellular component: nucleus; chromatin. Gene Ontology annotation, biological process: nucleosome assembly. Bases 1 to 915 code for a protein of 304 amino acids. Gene Ontology annotation, molecular function: histone binding; chromatin binding. The transcript has 6 exons. NCBI's taxonomy places the organism in Eukaryota, Apicomplexa, Aconoidasida, Piroplasmida, Babesiidae. The record is from RefSeq and is a predicted model, not a curated record.
AUGGGUGACGACAAGAACUUCAUUCGACAAAUGGAGAACGUAUCUCUUGCAGACAACAUUUUGGAUACUUUAACAGAAUCGCAAAAUGCCAUUGUGGAGAAACUUCAGCAGCUUCAAAAAUCUCGCGAUGAUUUGGAUUCCAGUUAUACCCGCGAGCUCAACGCUCUCAGAGCCAAGUAUGAUGCGUUGUAUCAACCUGUUUAUGAUAAACGCGCUGAAAUACUAACAACACCCAAUGGAUCAGACUAUGGGACACCGGCAUUACCACGCUUCUGGUUGAUUGCAAUGAAAAAUAAUAGUACCCUCCGCAGCAUUAUCGAAGCGGCAGAUGAACCCAUACUGGCAUAUCUAAAAGAUAUGAAGGCAGAGUUUCUAGAGCCAUUGAAACAAGAGAGCUUUAAGAUCACUCUGUUCUUCGACAAAAAUCCCUACUUCUCGAACAAGUUUCUCACAAAACAGUACAACAUGAGCAUAAUAGAUGGUGAAACUGAGGCCUUAUUACAAGGCACCGAAUCCACCACUAUUGACUGGUUUCCAGAUCAAGAUGUAACCAAGCAAACGGUUAGUCGAGUGCAACGACACAAAACUACUAAGGAAAGGAGAACAAAAACCGAAGUUGAGGAGAAGCCUAGCUUCUUCCGAUUCUUCACUAGCCAACAGGUCCCUUCCAAUGAGAGCUUGAGCAGGAUGACAAAGCAGCAGAUAGCAGAGUUAGAAAUGUAUGUGGAGGAGGAUUAUGAUAUUGGUAUAAUACUGAGGGACAAGAUUAUUCCUGAAUCAAUCUACUGGUACUUGGGUAUAGCGGAAGAUGAGGAUCUUGAGGAUGAUGAAGAUGUAGAUGAUGAGGGCGAUGAUGAUGAGGGAGAUGAUGAUUCAUUCCAGCAAUCUUACUCAGACUACUCCGACUCAUCAUAA